AUGGCUCCCAAGUACCCCGAGUUUGAGCCACGGGGGAAUAGCUUACGACGAUGGAUGGAGCGUGCCGAUGAGCCCGGGUGCCCUAUUUCUCGGACUGAACUUACUCUCUCAAACAUGGAUCCUGACGUCUGUCAGUGGUUAAAGCCAAAAAUGAGGCUACAUUUUGGAUUGGGCGAACGGGACCAGGUGUGA
Molecule: messenger RNA, 192 nt
Organism: Penicillium concentricum
Lineage: Eukaryota; Fungi; Ascomycota; Eurotiomycetes; Eurotiales; Aspergillaceae
Exons: 2
Coding region: 1-192 (63 amino acids)
Source: RefSeq, a predicted model, not a curated record